CGAACCUUGUAACACGAGACUACUGGAAGCGACCAGAAGUGGGAGGCGUGUUAUUUGUUUUGCAGGAGAGCGCACGGGUUUCAAAAUAAGAAAGGAACAUGGACCAACAAAGCUGCUUGAUGUACAUGUAGGACAAAUUUACCAAACUAUUGAAGGCAAAUUAGGCACCAUUAAAAACAAAACAAACAUGCAAUCAGGAAAUAAACAGUGGGUUCACCCAUCAGAAGCUUUAAUAAGAGGACAUGUCUUAUAUAAUGUAAAAUUUUUGGGAGAAUGUAGUGUGGAUCAACCAAAGGGUAGUGAAGUGGUGAAAGAUGCAAUAAGAAAAAUGAAGUUUAAUAAACACAUCAAAAGAGCAGAAGGGCAGAAACCCCAGAAAGUAGAAUUGACAAUAUCUGUAGAUGGUGUCACAAUUCAAGAUAGAGUAUCCAAGAUGAUAAUGCAUCAAUACCCUUUACAUCGAAUAUCUUAUUGUGCAGAUGACAAAUCGGACAAAAGAAUGUUUACUUUCAUAGCCAAAUCAGCCAAUACUUCUCAGCAUAAUUGUUACGUUUUUGAGAGUGAAAAAUGUUCUGAGGAAAUUACGCUGACUGUUGGUCAGGCUUUUGACCUGGCCUAUAGAAGGUUUUUAGAUUCUUCGGGUAAAGAUAUGGACAUGAAGAAACAGUUUCUUUUACUACAGAAAAAGGUUCAGACACUACAGACUGAAAAUGAUAGUUUAAAGAAAAGAAUUGCUGAAUUAGAGAAAUUGAAAGAAGUAUCAAAUUCAGAUGUGAAUGAUAGUCAGAAAUCAAAAUCUACCGUUGGUCGAAGAUUAGAAAAUUUAUUACUUGAUACAACAACAGUGCUUCCAGUGUCACAAACCAAUGGUGCCAAUAAUUAUGAUAAUACAACACCUACCAUAGACUCGGUUCCUGUUACACCUGUAUUAUCACCACCACCACCUAGUGGUAGAUCAAGAACUUUGAUUGAUUCACCUUCAACACCAACUCAGAUACAAUCAAAUAAAACGGCUAAUCCAUUUAACUCUUCUGGAUUUGGCUAUCCUGGUCAAGAUCCGUUUGGUAUGGGAGCUUUUAAUCCAUCAUCCACUGGAUCUAUAGAUCAGGCCAUUAAAAAUGUGGACCAAGAAUUAUUUGAUAUUCAGGCUGGUUUUAGUCAGGGCUUGUCAUUUGGUACUGAUGAUUUUUCUUUGGAGGAUUUGGAUCCAUUGAAUUCAAAAUAAAAGAUGCUCAUCAACACAGCUCAGAAUGUUUUAUCAUUAAGUUUAUUAUUACUUGGCUUUUUAAAACAAUGAGAGUUCUAGUCUAGUUGUUACAAUAUUUAAGAAUGGAUCUGGUAGAUUUAUUUAAUCUAAUGUUAUUGAGAAUCAUAAAGUUGUUAUAUAUACUGGAUUAUUGCUUAAAGUAAAUCACUUUAUAUAGAUCUAAGUUAUUGAAAGAAGUUUUAAAAUUGUUUAAACAUACAUUGUCCCGAAAGUAUUUAUUGGGUGGUUAUUUCCAGUAAAAGUAUAACAAAUGUGGUACAUAUGAAAAAUAUAGACACCCAAUCUUACUAGAAAAAUACUGGAUUACCUGAAAAACACCAAUGGCAAAAGGGGGGUUGGAUGGCCGAAUGGUUAGCAUGCGCGCGCUGUAUCAUACGCUCUGUCAUUGAGUCAACUGGCGGGGUUUCGAUUCCCCGGUUGUACGUGACAAGAAGUUGGGUCGCCUGUCCAACCUCGUGAGUCCUCCCUCUGCUAAAAAGACCCCUACGCGUUAUUAAAUAAAAUUGAACCAUGUGUUAGUCCCGAAAUGACCUAGUUUGUGUUGAGUGGACGUUAAACCCCAUUUCUCUCUCUCUCUCUCUCCAAUGGUGCAAGCACUGGGCAAAAAUGUCAGGGUGUUGUCUGCCAGCUUAUUGUGUGCUAGCUUGACUGAGGGAGCGGUUGUUAUUUCUUGAUCAAAUGGUUAGGCGAUGUUGGGAACAUUGAGGGGUGUCAACGUACAAAAGACUGUUAUUAAACGACGGAAUUAGAAGUUGAAAGAAAAUAAUUAAGAAUUUACUUAGGCCUCAAUAUGUGUGAUAAAUGGACAGUAAGUAAUGAAAAAUACAUUCUGAAAAAUGGACCCUCCCCCAAUGAAUUGAGGUCAUAGACAUGGCGUCUAACAACAGUUUAUUUAUAGCUUUAGGUAUCUCCCCGCGAAAACAAAGUUUCGAGAGGGAUAUGAAGCAAAUUUUUGAUGGAUAAAUUAGUUUGAAUAUGUUUUUAUACACCCACAUUUUCAUGUGGACGUAUAUUGUCAUCGUCCCUGUCUGUCCGGACGCCCACAAUUGUUUGUGGACACUCUACAGGUCACAAAUUUUAUCUGAUUUCAAUGAAACUUGAAAUAUAGGUUUAUCUCCCUAAGAUCUUGGUUCCUUUCGAUAUUGUUUGUAUUGGACCAUAUUGGCAUGUAUCGGAGCGUAUCUUCAUGGAUUAUGGCCUCUUGAUUGUACAAAAAAUUGUGUUUUUAGCUUGUGGUCCCUCUAGAGGUCACAAUUAUUAUCUGAUUUAAAACACUGUUCGAAUAUAUCACCGUUUGAAUAUUUCACCGUUACACCCUAAUGAUGGUUGUGUUCGAAUUUCACCCAGUUUUGAUGAAACUUGAAAUGUAUGUUUAUAACCCAAAGACCUUGGUUCCUUUUGAUAUUCGCGCAUAUCAGAUCAUAACUUCCUGAAUUAUGUCCCCAAAGAUCUCAGUUCCUUUCGAUAUUUGCCCAUAUCUUCCUGGAUUAAGGCCCCUGAUUGUACAAAAAAUCACAUUAUUUUUUUUUUAGGUCGUUAUCUGUCCAUCUCUUGCAAAAUGAGGACGUAUCUUGCAUGGCAACCGCUUGUUAGUCCAACUAUAUCAUCAAAUCACACAAUUUGUACACAGGAAAGUUUCUCUAAUUGAUGUGUUUUGAAAAUUAUUUAACAUUAAUUAAUCUUCCACCAAAAGUGUAUACGGUACACAUGAACAUUCCUGCACAUUCCAUAUUUUAUUAUGUUAUGUUAUUAAAUUAUAAUAGAGGAUCUAGUUACUUUAUGUUUUUAUAUUUAAUUGAAAUACAAACUUGAUGAGACUGGAUGGUUACAUUCAAAUUGGCUGAAGGGUACAUAAUAUUUAUGUCAUAAUAAUUUGUGUAAAAGCAUAACAAAAUAUAAGGGGAACAUUUUUUCUGAAUAACAUCAUGUAAUACAUUCAAAUUUUUUUUUUUUAUCUUUAUUUUUAAUAAAAGAAUUUUUUAUCCUUUAUAAUAAUCUUUUGAUUCUUUGCAUUUUGCCAUUAACUUUUUUUGAGAAAUGAAUUUUGUGUUUGAUUAAUAAUAUUAAUUGUAAAUAUGAUGCAUGAUAUUACUUAAUAAUAAAAUCAAAAUUUUCCUGAU
Patella vulgata (common limpet) is the source of this 3387-nucleotide messenger RNA. Its product is annotated as PTB domain-containing engulfment adapter protein 1. Lineage: Eukaryota; Metazoa; Mollusca; Gastropoda; Patellidae. The transcript is spliced from 12 exons. The record is from RefSeq and is a predicted model, not a curated record. The coding region runs from base 188 to 1225 and encodes 345 amino acids.